AUGAGCGAUGCUACUCUCCUAAUGUCAUGGCCAACCACCUCGGUGAUGGGAGCUUUCGUCGUGGCUUGGCUCGUAUUGUGUGCCUCUUUCCGCUUCAGACGCAUCAACAGCCUGCAGAAACGCCUGGGCUACACCGACCGCGCUUCUCUUGCGGGCAUGAGUAACACCGAUGCCCAGCUCAUCCUCAAGCACCUCAUCGAGUAUGAGUUUCCCAAAUUCUAUUUGCUUUCUCUCCAGUUCGCCAUCUUCAAGACUUAUGGCUUUGAGACCGUGUCCAAGCUCAUCGUCGCCACCAAGAACUUGGCCGACCCUGAGAAUGCGCAGAAGAGAUAUGAGGACACAACCAUCAUCUUUGGCGAAUUCUCUUUGAACCCGCCCACCUCGGACCGCGCCCUCAAGGCCAUCUCCCGCAUGAACUUCCUCCACAGCAGCUACAAGGCCCGCAACCAAAUCUCCAACGCCGACUUCCUCUACACCCUCGCCGUCUGCAUCACGGAGCCCAUCCACUUCAUGCGCUUCUACGAGUGGCGCAAUUUCACCGACAUGGAAAUCUGCGCCAUCGGAACCCACUGGAAGGCCAUUGGCGACGCCAUGGACAUCAAGUACAAGGGCUACCUCACCCAAGAUUCGUGGGCCAACGGCAUCGAGUUCGUCGAGGACAUCACAGCCUGGGCUAAACGCUACGAGAUCGACGCCAUGAAGCCCGCGGGUACCAACAUCCAGGCCGGCGCCCAGCUGACCCGCAUGCUCCUCUGGCACGUCCCGACCUUUGCCAAGCCUUUUGCGCAGGAGGUGCUGACCGUCCUCAUGGGAGACCGCUUGAAGGAAAUUGACAAAGUAUAUGUUAAUCACAGCUUCCCCGAGCCCGGGAUCGUUGCAUCCGUAACCGCUUACGCCGCCCUCGUCGCCCGCCGCUUCGUCGUUCGCCAUCUCAUGCUCCCUCGCCUUUCUCCUGUCGUCUUCUUCUCCGACCCCAACCCCAAGACGGGCCGCAUCCUGCACCACGACUACCUCGUCCACCCGUACUACAUCCCCGCCACCUUUUGGAACCGCUGGGGUCCGGUCGCGCUAGCCACUCGUCUUCUCGGGGGCACAGUCCCCGGCUCGGAGAAAAUGAUGCCGCAGGGCUUCCUCGUCGAGGAUAUCGGUCCCAAGGAGAAGAUGGGCAUGGGUACCGUAGAGCUUGCCGAGGGGGUCGAGAUGCUCAAGUGCCGCGGCCGCGGGGCCUGCCCUUUUUCGGGCUGA
This is a messenger RNA of Colletotrichum orchidophilum, 1245 nucleotides long. RefSeq lists its product as uncharacterized. Lineage: Eukaryota; Fungi; Ascomycota; Sordariomycetes; Glomerellales; Glomerellaceae. Gene Ontology annotation, molecular function: oxidoreductase activity. The transcript is spliced from 5 exons. The coding region runs from base 1 to 1245 and encodes 414 amino acids. The record is from RefSeq and is a predicted model, not a curated record.